Messenger RNA from Sesamum indicum (sesame), 2941 nucleotides. Its product is annotated as vesicle docking protein. Gene Ontology annotation, biological process: vesicle-mediated transport. Lineage: Eukaryota; Viridiplantae; Streptophyta; Magnoliopsida; Lamiales; Pedaliaceae. The record is from RefSeq and is a predicted model, not a curated record.
CCGGCUGAGCUGCGAUUUAUCAACAAAUAGUAAAUGAUACUUAGGUUGAAUCAUAAAUUAAGAAACAUAAGUUGCUUCUUCAGUCCAUCGGAGGGGUUUGUAUAUUCAAUCACUUGUUCUUGCUCCGGUGCAGUACUUCUUUGCGAGUCUGAGCUGUUGCUCUACUCUUGGUUCUGCAAUUCGAUUUCCCGGUCUCUGAGAACUUCGAUCAAGGUGAUGUGAUUCAUAGAGUAACCCUAGCUUUCAAGGUAAUCCCAUUUGAUUCAGUGAAGGGAAAAGAGGGGAAACAAUGGCCACUGUUAAUGUGAUCAAGUCUUGCUUGGAUUCGGUCAGACAAAUAUCAGAGAACAUUAAAGAUGCAAUUGUAUAUUUGGAUGCUGGAAGUACAGAGAGUUUCCAGUUUCUUGGGGCCUUCCCUUUGUUUCUAGAGCUUGGGGCCCGAGCUGUUUGUAGCUUGGAGAACAUGUCGGCCCUUGAUAAGGUUGUUGACUGGAAUACCAAUUCUGAUCCUGCGACGAAGAUUGUGGUCAUUACAGCACGCCUUUUGAGUGACGCUCAUCGAUAUAUUUUACGUUGCCUGAGCACGCUUCAAAAUGUUCACCUUUGUGCUAUAUAUACGUCCAUUUCAGAGGUGGCUCACUCAGCGUAUCCUGAUUCUCCUUUGGGCCCAGAUGCUUUUCAUGAGUAUGAGUGUUUGCUCAAUCAAGAUUAUGAAGAGCUUGUUAAGAAACGUGAGACAGAUGUGUCUGGCAACAACGGGCUCAAGGAAAGUACUGCCUCGGAAGAUGAAGGAUGGGCAGACCUAACAUCCAUUGAAGAUGAUAUUUCCAGAUUCAAUGACAUCCCAAGUGCAAAAGUUCCACAGGAAGAUUACUCGAUCAGCAGCUCUGAAGAUGCAGGACAAAAAUUGAUGGUUUCAGUGCACCACUUCCCUUUGAUUUUAUGCCCUUUUUCACCCAGGGUCUUCGUCUUACCUUCAGAAGGAUCUGUUGCUGAAGCAAGCUUAUCUGUUGAGCAUGAGAAUUCUAUAAGCUCUGGUUUGCCUCCAUUAAGUACUGGGAAGAUUGCUGACACUGAGGACUUCAGUCCUGGGGCAACUCUUACAGCUCAGUUUCUCUAUCAUUUGGCCUUAAAGAUGGAUCUGAAACUUGAAAUAUUUUCUCUGGGUGAUUUGUCGAAAAAUGUAGGAAAGCUUUUGACAGAUAUGUCCAGUCUUUAUGAUGUUGGUCGGCGUAAAAGAUCUGCAGGGUUACUUCUGAUUGACCGUACACUUGAUCUGCUUACUCCAUGCUGUCAUGGGGACUCACUUGUGGAUCGGAUGUUUUCAUCUUUGCCUCGUAGGAAACGCAUAACAUCCUUAAGCCAGAUGAAAGGCUCCCAGAGCCAACAAGAAAAGCUCCAUGUUAAACUUGGACGUGCUUCUCUCUCUGUACAGAUUCCACUUGAAAAGUUCAUCACUGGAGAAAAUUCAAAAAGUAAUUUUCAGCUUUUGGAAAGUAUAGAAGCAUUCUUGCAUGGGUGGAGUACUCUCAAUUCAGAUGCUCAAAAUGAUGAGUUGAUGAAAUUCAGUAAGAAACUGAAUGAUGAAGGUUGCUUUCAACAUAAUGUGGGUGAACUUCUGCAUGGGUCCUUUGUUUCUACAGAUAAUUUCCUUGGAGCACCUUACCUGGAAGCACUACUUGACCGAAGGACAAAAGAUGGGGUAAUACUUAUCAAGAAAUGGCUUCAAGAAAGUUUACGUCGAGAGAAUAUAUCUCCUGAAGUAAGAAUUCGUCCUGGUUUUGCUUCUAAGUCGGAGUUACAGUCUUUGGUUAAGGCACUGGCGAAGAGGCAGUCCUCUUUAGUCAGAAACAAAGGAAUAAUUCAGUUGGCAGCAGCCACAUUACAUGCUUUAGACGAUUUAUAUUCUGCUAGUUGGGAUGCAUUUACUAGUGCUGAGAAAAUUCUACAUGUAAAUGCUGCAGACACGAGCCAAAGCCUUGCUGCUCAAAUUAGUGACCUCAUAAACAAGACUGCUUUAGUGGCUUCACAAGUGCAAAAGCACAAUAAUGAGAAAACACCGGGGCUAUUCACUCUUCAAGAUGCUCUGCUCCUAACAAUUAUUGGGUAUGUAUUGGCUGGUGAAAAUUUCCCAACAUCUGGUUCUGCUGGACCAUUUUCAUGGCAAGAGGAGCAUUUCAUGAAAGAGGCUAUUGUGGAUGCAAUUCUUGAGAAUCCAGCUGUCUCGAAACUAAAGUUUCUCCAAGGUUUUUCUGAAGAGCUUGAGAGCAACUUAAAGAAAACAAAAUCUGACGAAAAAAAGGAAAAUCCUUCUGACUGUGUGGAUUUUGAUGAUGAUCAAUGGGGUAAUUGGGGUGAUGAAGAUGCUGAUAAAGAUACGAGUAAAGAGGAAGUCUAUGGUGACAUGCAGCUAAAGCUUGAGCUACGAGACAGGGUGGACAAUCUUUUCAAGUUCCUUCAUAAACUAUCCAGCACUAAAAGAAAUGCAGCGCUGAGAGAGGGGAUGUUGGCCUUGGAAAGUAGAUCUGAUGAUGAUCCUUAUUCCAGUAAAGGGUUGCUCUAUAAACUUCUAACAAGUAUUUUAGACAAGCAUGACAUACCUGGGCUGGAGUAUCAUUCCUCUACUGUAGGACGCCUUUUCAAAAGUGGGUUUGGAAGAUUUGGCCUUGGACAGACUAAACCUAGUCUUACGGAGCAGAAUGUUAUCCUUAUUUUCGUAAUCGGGGGCAUCGCUGGAGUGGAGGUGCGGGAAGUGCAAGAAGCAUUAAGUGGAAGCAGUAGGCCUGACGUUGAAGUAAUACUUGGUGGAACAACUUUUCUUACCCCAGACGACAUGCGCGACUUGCUUCUAGGUGACUAUUGUCAUAUGUAAAGAAACCUGUAUAUCAAUUUUACUUAGCAGUGUUGGGAGUUGGUAGGAGAUAUAUGGGAAUUGCAGUCU